This is a messenger RNA of Durotheca rogersii, 1269 nucleotides long. RefSeq names its product Clavaminate synthase-like protein. The coding region runs from base 1 to 1269 and encodes 422 amino acids. NCBI's taxonomy places the organism in Eukaryota, Fungi, Ascomycota, Sordariomycetes, Xylariales, Xylariaceae. The transcript has 4 exons. Gene Ontology annotation, molecular function: oxidoreductase activity. The record is from RefSeq and is a predicted model, not a curated record.
AUGCCAGGCGCUGUCACCUCCGUCACGCCGACGGCCUCGGCGCCUCCGGGCCAGCCCGACAUCGCCUACGUCCCGGACUACGACAAGUGGCAGGCCCGGGCCGCGCGCCGGCUGAAGGAAGGGAACCUGCCUAAGACGCUGCCCGAAGGCUACCCGGCACAGCUGACGGGCGCCAUGGUCUGGGAGGGGGAGACGGUCGGGGACACGUACGACUGGACGUACGUCCUUAGUGACGAGCAGCUCGCGGAAAUCGACCGCGCCCUCGAGUACUUCCAAGGCCUGGGCCUGGCGCUGGGGCACAUCAGCGCGGUGACCUUCCCGCUGCCCACGCUGGGCGCGGAGCUGCGGCGGCUGUCGGCGGAGCUGCACGGCGGGCACGGGUUCUUCGUAGUGCGCGGUAUACGCGUAGACGCGCGCACGCGCGCCGAGAACGUAGCCAUCUACGUGGGGCUGUCGGCGCAGGUAGCGCCCCAGCGCGGCCGCCAGGACAACAAGCACGGCGGCGUCGCGGCCGACGUCGUGCUGGGCCACAUCAAGAACCUCAGCGGCCCCGCCGCCGCCGCCGUCGGCAGCCCCGCCUACACCGCCGACAAGCAGGUCUUCCACACCGACUCCGGCGACAUCCUCGCCCUCUUCGCCCUCGAGACCUCGGCCGCCGCCGGCGCUAGCAAGCUCGCCAGCACCUGGCGCGUCUAUAACGAGAUCGCCGCCACCCGCCCCGACCUCGUGCAUACGCUCUCCCACAACUGGGCCAUGGAAGACUCGUUCAAGGAGACAAAGAAGCAGUACAUCGAGCGGCCACUACUGCACCACCUACCGGCGACGACGACGGCGCCGGAGCGCAUCGAGCUGCAGUACGGGCGGCGCUACUUCGUCGGGUUCGGCGCGCUGCCGCGGCGGCCCACGAUCCCGCCCAUCACCGAGGCGCAGGCCGAGGCCCUCGACGCCCUCCACUUCCUCAGCGAGCGCUUCUGCGUCAACACCGGCUUCCGGAAAGGAGACAUCCAAUACAUCAACAACCUCGCCCUCUUGCACGCCCGCGACGGGUUCACCGACACGCCUGAGAAGACCCGUCAUCUCCUGCGCCUGUGGCUGCGCGACCCCGAAUACGCCUGGCUGAUUCCCCAGGCCUGGGAGUAUAGGUGGGAGCAGCUUUACGGCGGCGUCACGCCGGAGAAGCAAGUUCUUCCGCUGGAGCCCUUCAUCCGGAGUGCAGGCAAUAAAGCAAAACAGAGACCGAGAGAAGGAAGAAAAGGAGCGAGGAAGUGA